This is a messenger RNA of Sinocyclocheilus rhinocerous, 3496 nucleotides long. RefSeq names its product gamma-aminobutyric acid type B receptor subunit 1. Lineage: Eukaryota; Metazoa; Chordata; Actinopteri; Cypriniformes; Cyprinidae. Gene Ontology annotation, molecular function: G protein-coupled GABA receptor activity. The transcript has 21 exons. Gene Ontology annotation, biological process: gamma-aminobutyric acid signaling pathway; G protein-coupled receptor signaling pathway. Gene Ontology annotation, cellular component: membrane; G protein-coupled receptor heterodimeric complex. The coding region runs from base 18 to 2675 and encodes 885 amino acids. The record is from RefSeq and is a predicted model, not a curated record.
UUUGCUCGCGUUCCUGGAUGUCUCUGGAGAACGGGAGGGUGGCGCUGCAGCCCCCUGGACAACCAGUAGAGGGCACAGUUCUUCACUACAGCUGUCAUGCUGGCUUCCUAUUGGAGGGUUUCAGUAUCUCACACUGUACCAAGCUGGGCAAAUGGGACUCUCCUAAACCACUCUGUGUCUAUGACAGUAAUUAUACAGGCAAGAAGAAACUGUACAUCGGAGCUCUGUUUCCCAUGAGUGGAGGAUGGCCCGGUGGUCAAGCGUGUCUCCCCGCAGCCCAGAUGGCUUUAGAUCUCGUGAACAACCGGACCGACAUUCUGCCAGACUACGAGCUGGAGCUCAUUCAUUACGACAGUAUGUGUGAUCCAGGAGAGGCCACUAAACUGCUGUAUGACUUGCUGUACACAGAGCCCAUAAAGAUCGUGUUGAUGCCGGGCUGCAGCUCCGUGUCUACGCUGGUGGCCGAGGCAGCACGCAUGUGGAACCUUAUAGUGUUUUCAUACGGCUCCAGUUCUCCAGCUUUAUCCAACCGCCAGCGUUUUCCCACUUUCUUCCGUACGCACCCGUCAGCAACUCUGCAUAAUCCCACACGUGUGCGGCUCUUCCAGAAGUGGGGAUGGACAAAGAUUGCCACCAUCCAACAGACCACUGAAGUUUUUACCUCAACUUUGGAUGAUCUGGAGGAGCGUGUGAAGGAGGCCGGCAUCGAGAUAAGCGUUAGACAGAGCUUCCUCACGGAUCCCGCAGUGGCUGUCAAAAACCUGAAGCGUCAAGAUGCUAGAAUCAUAGUCGGCCUCUUUUACGAGACUGAAGCCAGAAAGGUGUUUUGUGAGGUCUUCAAAGAGAAACUCUACGGUAAGAAGUACGUAUGGUUCCUCAUCGGCUGGUACGCAGACAACUGGUUUAAGAUCAAAGAUCCAGCCAUCAAUUGCACAGUGGAGAACAUGACGGAAGCUGUGGAAGGGCACGUCACCACUGAAAUCGUAAUGCUAAACCCGGAGACCGUCCGCGGUGCCUCCAACCUGACCUCCCAAGAGUUCCUGGCCCAGCUGAUGUCACGUCUCGGGGGGAAGAACCCAGAAGAAACGGGUGGAUUUCAGGAAGCUCCACUGGCGUAUGAUGCUGUAUGGGCUCUUGCACUGGCCCUCAAUAAAACGGUGGCCCCCCUGAGGGCCAAAGGCUGGACAUUAGAGGACUUCAACUACAACAACAAGGAAAUCACUGCUGAGAUUUACCGAGCCCUCAACACCAGCUCGUUUGAAGGAGUGUCUGGUCAUGUCGUGUUUGAUGCUCAAGGUUCACGUAUGGCCUGGACUCUCAUUGAGCAACUGCAAGGUGGGAGCUACAAGAAGAUUGGAUACUAUGACAGCACAAAAGGCAACCUGUCCUGGUACGGAAAUGACAAAUGGAUUGGCCUCGGCCCUCCGGCAGACCAGACCAAGGUGAUCGAGGAGUUCCGUUACCUUUCCCAGAAGCUCUUUGUAUCCGUGUCUGUCUUUGCCGGGCUGGGAAUCCUUCUGGGCAUAGUCUGCCUCUCCUUCAACAUAUACAACAGUAGCAUCAGAUACAUUCAGAACUCUCAGCCCUAUCUGAACAACAUGACGGCGGUGGGUUGUGUGCUGGCAUUAGCAGCUGUCUUUCCUCUCGGCAUCGAUGGCCUCCAUGUCCAUAGAUCACAGUUCCCUGUGGUCUGCCAGUUUCGCCUGUGGCUGCUAGGACUGGGCUUCAGUUUAGCCUAUGGCAGCAUGUUCACCAAGAUCUGGUGGGUUCACACCGUCUUCACCAAGAAAGAUGAGAAAAAAGAGAAGAGAAAGCACUUGGAGCCGUGGAAGCUAUAUGCGACCGUUGCAGUUCUUCUGGCUAUUGAUGUUCUCUCUCUGCUUAUCUGGCAGAUCGUGGACCCUCUGCACAUAACUGUGGAGAAGUUCACUAAAGAGGCUCCUAAAGAAGAUCUGGAUGUGUUGAUUCAGCCUCUUCUCGAGCACUGCAGUUCAGAGAAGAUGAACACGUGGCUUGGUGUGGUGUACGGCUACAAGGGACUUCUGCUGCUGCUGGGAAUCUUUCUGGCCUACGAGACCAAGUCCAUUUCCACAGAGAAGAUAAAUGACCAUAGAGCGGUUGGCAUGGCCAUCUACAAUGUAGCUGUGCUGUGCAUGAUUACUGCUCCGGUGACCAUGAUCCUCUCCUCUCAGCAGGACGCUUCAUUUGCAUUUGCCUCUCUGGCCAUAAUCUUCUCUGUCUACAUCACCCUCGUGGUGCUCUUUGUGCCCAAGAUACGGCGUUUGAUCACUCGUGGCGAGUGGCAGUCGGAACAGCAGGACACGCUGAAAACCGGCUCGUCCAACAACAACGAUGAGGAGAAGUCAAGACAGCUGGAGCGCGAGAACAGGGAACUCCAGAAGAUCAUUCAAGAGAAGGAAGAAAGAGUGACGGAGCUGCGGAAUCAGCUUGCAGAACGUCAGGCCUUGCGUUCUCGCAGACGCCUGUCCGUCCAGAAUCAGAACCAGAACCACAGCGUCCCGUCGUCUCAGGCUGAGCCCCCCAGCUACUCCCCCGCAUCAGACAAACCGUCCCUGCCUGCGUCCUUCUCCAAUUCUUCCAACCUGUACCAGGGCGAGGGCAAACUGAGCCGAAACAACUGCCACAACAGCCGUCUACCCCUGCUGUACAAAUGAGUCCGGGAUGGUGGAAUCUCAAGAAGGCAAUGAGCAAGGCCAAACUGCUGUCCGAAUGCUAUAGAGAUUCUGGUUGAAGCAGGAGUGAAGACGAGCUGAGUUACUUAAAUCAGGUUUGUGCUCUGCCGUUAUUGUGCCCUUGCCCUUGACUUAAAUCGGAGUUCUUCAAGGGGAACUGACUGUUUUUGCAAUUGGACCUCCGUAAAUCCCUUCGGAUAAAGCGUCUUUUAAACACUAGGACAGGGGUGUUAAGGAAGGAUUGUGUGGGUGCUGGAGCCAGACCCGGUCGAACAUUUCUUUGAAUUAUUUUGUUGAGUGACAGCGAAGGAAGAAGAGCGUGUCUCUGUGCUUCGCUUAGUAUUUGACGAGACUGUCACUUUAACGAGACAGACCUUGCAAUGCACCAACAGACGGUAUCAGAUGAAUCGUUCUCUCUCUCUCUCAUCCAGUUCACAAAGGAAAUGAGACAAGGUUUUAGCUGAACCUGUGAUUUACUUACUCCUAAAGGUGUUUGACCUGAGUCUGGUCGAUACUCUUAUUUUCCUCGUAUGCUUUCUCUCCUUUAAUCUCUACGGCCGUGUGCCAGGGUGCUUUAAUGGCUGUUCUGUCCUUGUCUCACUCUCUCUGACUGUUUUUUACAACCGUAGUAUUAGAAGUGAAGUGGAGUGAAAUGGGAAAGAAUGAAAGAAGAGUCUGUUUUAGUUUGGACUGUAUUAGCAUCCCUCUUAUUAGCAUAGUUUUCAUGAGAUCAUCGCUUAUGGCUUAUUUGUUUGUCAAAUCAUCUGUGAUGUUUGUGAUUUGUGUUACGUCACAGUUUGAGU